Menidia menidia (Atlantic silverside) is the source of this 339-nucleotide messenger RNA. The record is from the annotation of a GenBank genome assembly. NCBI's taxonomy places the organism in Eukaryota, Metazoa, Chordata, Actinopteri, Atheriniformes, Atherinopsidae.
AUGGAAGACGCGAGAAAAAACAAGCAAGUAGAGAAGGACGUCACUCCGAAAAAGGUUGUUGAUCAGAAACCCAAAGUGCCAGAGCCCACUCCCGCUAAGCUCAGUCCCGGUCCAUCUCAUCACAUCCAUCCCACCAGCCCUACGCUGUCCCCCUUCUCUUCCUACUCCUUUUCAUCUUCUUCUCCUCCUUCUGGAAAUGGCAAGCGCCCCCCAGCGGAGGCCAGCUCCCGUCUCAGACUCCCCCUCAGCAGCAGUGUCAGCCGUCCUCUGCCAGUGCUCGACACCCACCCAGAGAGGUGCCCCCACGCUUUCGUCAGCAAGAGCAUAAGCAGCUACUGA